AAUCAUACAUUGAAUAUCGCAUUAAAAUGUUACGAAAAGGAAUGGCAGCUUAUGCGACGCGUGAAUAUGCACGACUGGAUUUAGACCAUCACAUUCGCUCGACCAGAGUAAAUGAUCAAAUCGCCGUGCGUGUGACAAACAACAAACCGUCGUUGGUUCAAUUUGGUGCUUGGGCGAUGAAACCCGAUCGACCGUUUGGAAUAAAAAAGCGUAAAAGAUGUCCGGGAUCGCGUAAGUUUUGUGUGAGCAUUAAGAAACUUGGACAUUCAGAAGUUGAAAUGCAAGAUGAAUGGGGAACAUCACAAACAUGCGCGAAUUGUCAGGAACGUUUUCCAAGGCACACAAAAGAUGAUCGAUUUAAAGUGUGCUACGAUUGUAGAGCGAAAAAGAUUGAUGGUCUGCCAGAUUCAGUCGCUGGACUGCCAGAUAUCAUUGUGUCAACGGUCAACAGACGUGUUUUGAGAAGAAAACGUGCAAUUAUUAAGCGACAAAUUAUCGAUGGCAAUCGUGAGGCUGUGAACGAAAAACUUCGGACUGGGCGUUUAAUGUCAAAGGUUAAAGUUACCUACAAAAAUUGGCCAUUAAAUGUUGAUGAUGAUGAUGUUGUUCCACAAACAGUUACUUGGCACCGAGAUAUUGUUGCAGCAAAAUGCAUUAUGCUCAAAGGACUUUGCCGGAUCUUUGAUGUACCAUUGCCAGUUUCAUUGUUAAGACCGCCGGACUAAAACAACAAUGUCAACUAACAAACAUCAUCAAUUAAUUAUACAUUCAAAAAAUUACAUAAAAUAAAAUAUUUUAACUAUUAUAGUUAGCUUAGCUAGACAUGAACAGACUAUAUAAAGUCUUGUGGUCUAGUUGUACAAUAGUACAACAUUGUACGGAGGGGGAGUGCCCGUAGGUGAGUAAAGUUUUUAAUUUAAAAAAAGUAUUUUAUACCCAGUUCAACUGAUACUAAUGGUUGUCUUUCCCUUUUUCCAUGUUUUCACACCUGAAUGUUCCACC
This is a messenger RNA of Contarinia nasturtii (swede midge), 1002 nucleotides long. RefSeq lists its product as uncharacterized. The record is from RefSeq and is a predicted model, not a curated record. The transcript is spliced from 2 exons. Bases 27 to 725 code for a protein of 232 amino acids. NCBI's taxonomy places the organism in Eukaryota, Metazoa, Arthropoda, Insecta, Diptera, Cecidomyiidae.